Messenger RNA from Chlamydomonas reinhardtii, 2084 nucleotides. RefSeq lists its product as uncharacterized. Gene Ontology annotation, cellular component: mitochondrial intermembrane space. The transcript is spliced from 7 exons. The record is from RefSeq and is a predicted model, not a curated record. The coding region runs from base 150 to 758 and encodes 202 amino acids. Lineage: Eukaryota; Viridiplantae; Chlorophyta; Chlorophyceae; Chlamydomonadales; Chlamydomonadaceae. Gene Ontology annotation, biological process: positive regulation of tyrosine phosphorylation of STAT protein; maintenance of protein location in nucleus.
UCCGCAAGUCUGGACGUCCCGCUCCCGAGGGCUUUGACCUCCGCCGAUUGCUCUACCUGCAUUGCUGCUUGUACCGUUAGCGCAUAGGGGUAUUUCAAGCUGCAGCGCGCCAUCUGUGGAUGCCAACCAAGGGCGCAGGCGACGCAGACAUGCACGAAGACGACGUUGACUUGUGCGACGGCGAGCUGGUGGUGGACGGCGAGGAGGAGGACAUCAACUUCGUGGAUGACGGAAGCAAGCUAGACGCGGAAACGCAACGCUUUGACCGGAUUGUUGGGGCGCUUGAAGAGGUGCUGCUUGACGAGGAGUUUGAGGAGCUCAGGGAGAGCUUCUGCCGCGAAAACUGCCAGCAUUUCGAGGAUUCGGAUGAGAACAAGCUCAUCUACACAGACAUCUUCAGCAAAUACACCAGCCUGGUUGAGAGCACGAUAGACCAGAGGCUGAAGCAGGCUGUGCCGGGAUUCAGCAUGCAGGAGUUCAUGGGGCUGCUGGAGAGCCACAAAGACAGCCUAAUGUCGGAUGUCUUUGACCUCUUGCUAUCUCUAGCGGACUUUGAGGCGUUUAAGGAGGUGAUGCUGAGCUACAAGCGCGACCUGGCGGACGGGCCCGGCUUCGCAAUCAACUGCACGCCACUGCGGCUGCACACAGAGGAGCAGGAGGACGGUGAGGCGCGGCCGGACCUGGACCUCAGCCUGCAGGUCAGUCCAAUUUCGCCCAUUGGCGGCAGCGGGCCCAAGGCGGGCGCUGGGCUGCGGUGAGGAGCGGGCGGGCGGCAGCACGCGAGGGAGGCAACAGGAGAAUGAGGCAGCAGCCGGAGGGGGAGGAGGGGGAGGAGGAGGAGGAGGAGGGGGAGGAGGAGGAGGGGGAAGUGGAGGGAGGGGAGGGGAGGGGAGGGGAGGGGAGGGGAGAAGGAGGGGCAGUCGGCGGCCGUGGGGGAGCGGCGGUGCGAGAAGGGGAGAGGAGGGUGGGGCGGCACGUUGGCAGCCGCAAACGCCUGGUAUUGUGCUGGGCGCGCCACUUGCUGCUGGCGCGCAACCUCCUGAAGCCUUGAGACUGAGACUGAGAGGAUGGGAGGGCAGCCCUGUGGAGGCGGCGGCAAAAGGGAAGGCGACUGCGGUGUGAAGGCGGGGAGAGCGCGCGCAUACAGCUAUGACGGGGGUGUGGUGGGGGUGGGGUGACCUGGAUAGGGGGAGGCGCGCGCAGUGGCUUGAGGCGUGUUUAUUAGCUGUCGGCUGCGUGCGUGAGUGGGCGCCUGCGUGCGUGUUUGGAAGCCUGAGUGCGCGAAUGCGCGCAGAUUGCGGACUGCGGAGGGAGUUAUGGUGAUUCAUAAACGAGAUCGAUCAAUUUCAGUUUGGGGCCUCAGUUGAUUGAAGCCGGCAUGACGAAGUCAAGUAGGGGCGAACGACACUGUGGACCCAAGACGACAACACGCAUUCUUGGCGAUCUGACUCUUUGGACUGGCAUUGGCGACGGGCGCCUCAAACUACCAGACAUGGAGGUUAAGACAAAUUUUUUGAAUUAGCGUAGCAACACUGCUUGCGCUGACACCUAUUACCUGCGUGAGAUACUUGACACACGUGUGUUUGUAUGUGUCGGUAUGGGGCCUGUGGCGGUGGGGGCUGUGGGGGCUUGGUUUUAACGGUUCCAUUGCGGCAGCAGGUAUGUGAGGAGCGCACUGACGCAGGCGGGGGAGGUGCUUGGCAGCGAGCGGCCAGUAGUGCAGAACGGCCCUGCCAUGUAGAGCUUGCGCUUUGCUUGCGCUUUGCUUGAGCUUUGCUUGCGCUUUGCUUGCGCUUUGCUUGAGACGGUGUGACUGUUGAAGAGUGGGUGCGGCAGCAGACCGGUGGCAAUGGUGGAGGUGUGUGAAUACCGGUACGCUGAGACACACUGCGGGACUAUGCCCACCAAGUGCCCCUGACCUGUCCCGUCACACGCGUGUCACGCAUCCCGGCGUGCCAACCACCUUUCCCUCCCUUUCCCCCUCGGCCCCUGCCCCUCCUGCGCUCCCCCAAAGGUGGACAUCCCCCCCAUACACGCACACACACGUCUUGCACCGACCGAAUGAGUUGUAACCAUUAAUCAUU